Messenger RNA from Mycotypha africana, 1448 nucleotides. RefSeq names its product glycoside hydrolase superfamily. Gene Ontology annotation, biological process: carbohydrate metabolic process. The coding region runs from base 263 to 1195 and encodes 310 amino acids. NCBI's taxonomy places the organism in Eukaryota, Fungi, Mucoromycota, Mucoromycetes, Mucorales, Mycotyphaceae. The record is from RefSeq and is a predicted model, not a curated record. Gene Ontology annotation, molecular function: chitin binding; oligosaccharide binding. Gene Ontology annotation, cellular component: extracellular region. The transcript is spliced from 9 exons.
AACAACAACAGCAACAGCAACAUCGACAUCAUAAUAACAAUUUGAACAUAAAGUACAUGCUUGAUCACCAUGACAAGCUGAAUCAUUCAGAGGCACAUGUCAAAAAGUUCAAAGGAGAAACUCUGGCUUACGUUACUCCUUGGAAUAGUAGAGGAUACGAUAUUGUGAAAGAGUUUAAAGGAAAGUUUGACUAGUAGCGUAUUGUUUCAAACAAAGUAUUUGCGUUAACAGCAUAUUAGUGCCAGCAUUAUGUUGAAACUGAAUGAUUUAUCCUAUUGUUAGUGUAUCUCCAGUGUGGUUCUACAUUGAAAGAAGAGCUUCAAUGCAAUUUGAUAUACUUGGUGAACAUGAUGUUGACCAGGGUUGGAUGAAGGAAACCCGAGAUCAAGUAAAAAGCAAAGGAAAAAUCCUCCCUAGAUUUCAGUGCCGUGGUUGGACGAGCGAGGAUCUGCAGACGUUCAUAUCAAGUAAAGCAGAGUCAUUUGCGUUAGCGUCAAUGAUUCAUCAACAAGUCCAGAAGCACAAAUUUGAUGGAGUAGUUAUUGAAUGUGGAUUUCCAGCAUUUUUUCCACUAUUACUUUCAAGACUAUCUCAAUUACUGCACCACCAUGGGCAACAAUUGAUUGUAGUACUUCCGGCUAUUAUGACAGAAGAGCAUAAGAAAUAUAUGCAACCAGAUUUCCUCCAUGCUAUGGCGCAAUAUGUAGAUAGAUUUAGUCUAAUGUCUUACGAUUUUUCGAGUCAUAAUCCAAACGGAGGUCCAUCUGCACCUAUUGAAUGGAUUAUGGAUAACACUGAAUUUAUCACAUCCUUGCUAGGGACUGAAAAUAAGCACAAAUUAUUGGUUGGCCUCAAUAUGUACGCCAUGUCGUAUUUGCAAACCCGUGCUCCAGAAGCUCUGGUACUUAGAACAGUUGUAGAACACUUAUCUGAAAGACAAGGACACCGUUCCAAUGACGAAGACGUUCAUCAUCAUCACCAUUUGCUUACCGAUGACGAAGACUUGAACUGGGAUAAGGAAUCUCAAGAGGCAUGGUUUAUUGACAUGGACGAAGGAGGUAGCAGACGAGGUACUGUUUGGUUACCUACUUUGCGCUCAAUCAAAAACCGAGUACGUUUUGCUGAGGAUUAUGGGGUUGGACUUGCUUUAUGGGAAGUAGGUCAGGGUCUUGACUAUUUUUAUAAUUUGUUCUAGCCUCCAUUUUAAAUGGUUGCAUGUUGAUCAAAAUACUACAAAAUGAUUUUCAAAAAGUUAUAUGUCAAUCGCUUGUAUAAUUGCCAUAAAGCUUGAAGAUAAAUAAAUACUCAAAUCAAAUCAACGGAACAACAGUUCCAAAUAUUGAAUAUUCAGUUGUAUCAUAUGUUUGCUUAUCAUCGAGGCAAUUUGUAAUUAUAAUGUUUUUAAAACACCCCUUAGCCUAUUUUGACAUUAAAGAGAUACACUGAAC